AUGGCCAGUCACGAGUCCUCCGCCAUUAAGCACAGCGACCACCUGCUCCUUGAUCAGCCGCUUCUCCGCCUCCCGAACGAGCUCCUUCGCAAGAACUUCCGGUCAGCCCACUUUGUAAUCGAGAGGGAUACAUCGGCCUUGAAGAACCUCCUCAAGGAGUCCGCCACCGCGGCGGUGUCCGGCCGGGCCUCGCAGCAGGAUGUCCUCAAGAACCUCGACGCCAUGAUCACCCGCAUGCGGGGCGUCAAGCGCAAGCUGUCCCAGUAUGCGGGCGAGGAGGCCCGCCUGCACGAGCACACCGCCGCCCGCAUCCAGCAUCUCGACGAUCUCUACGGCAUCAACACCGUCGAGGAUGUCAAAUAUGAGGCAUGGAGCAGGAAGAGGCUGGAUAGGCUGCUUGCCGACUACUUCCUCCGGAACGGGUUCCACGAAAGCGCCAAGCAGCUGGCCAAGGAAAGAAACAUGGAGCGGCUGGUGGACGUCGAAACCUUUGAGAGCAUGGGGCGGAUCCGGCUCGCUCUGCUAGACGGGAGCGUCACUGAAGCUCUGGCUUGGUGCGCAGAGAAUAAGAAGGAGCUUCGAAAGAUGGAGUGCAGGCUAGAGUUCAUGUUACGGCUUCAACAGUACAUCGAGCUCAUCCGGGCAGGCACCCAGCCCAAGCUUGUCGAGGCCAUCACCCACGCCAAGAAGCAUCUGGUCCCGUACCGCAGCCAGCACCCUAGGGAGGUUUCCCAGGCCUGCGGUCUCCUCGCCCUCCCCCCCAACUCUCGCAACGCGGAGGACUGCUAUGCCGACCUCUACCGCCCUCGCUGGAUCGAGUUGGCCGAUCUCUUCACCACCACCCAUAAUCAACUGCUCUCUCUCCCCUCCGUCCCACUCCUUCACAUCGCCCUCUCAUCUGGUCUCUCCGCCCUCAAGACACCAGCCUGCCACGCUUCUACAACGAACCAGGGGGGUUCAGUUCACGCCCAUCAGGACGACCACAGUUCCCAGGACCACGGCGUCUGCCCCAUCUGCUCAACAGAGCUCAACGACCUCGCCAAAUACGUGCCGUAUGCCCAUCACACCAACAGCCACGUCCAGCCCGACUUGGUCAUGUUCCCCUCCGGGAAGACCUGCAGCAAGCAGCGUCUCGUAGACGAGGCCAAGAAAGCCGGCCUCCCUCCGUACCAGGUCAAGGACCCAAUGACGGGCACGCUGCACCACCAAGAGGACCUCAAGAAGGUGUACAUAACAUAA
Messenger RNA from Clonostachys solani, 1239 nucleotides. The record is from the annotation of a GenBank genome assembly. NCBI's taxonomy places the organism in Eukaryota, Fungi, Ascomycota, Sordariomycetes, Hypocreales, Bionectriaceae.